Clonostachys byssicola is the source of this 369-nucleotide messenger RNA. The record is from the annotation of a GenBank genome assembly. NCBI's taxonomy places the organism in Eukaryota, Fungi, Ascomycota, Sordariomycetes, Hypocreales, Bionectriaceae.
AUGCAUUUCACCAAGACUAUCAUCACGCUUAUUGGUCUCUCUGGCCUUGCUGCUACAUACGAUGCCAAUGACAACAAUGGCCUCGCUCAACGUGAGCUCUCGGAAGUCUAUGACGACUUCCUGGUAGCCCGUGACGAAUACAUUGAGAAGCGCGAGCUUUACCUUCGAGCAAAGACUGCCGCUAAGUCAGCUUCUAAGUCUAAGUCAUCUCCUAAGCCAGUUGUUAUCAAGGGCAAAAUGCUCCCGCCGGGCAUCUGCAAAGAGCCGCUUACGGCAAUGGGCUUCUACUGCUGCAGGCGGGGUGGACGACAAGAACAAUGCGGUCCUAUGUGCUCCAACCCGGGGGGUCACUGCGCUUGCGAGUACUAA